CCUGCGCUCCCGGCUCCCGCUCCCCGGCCUCUCGGCUGCGGCUGCGGCUUCUGCUCCAGGCGGCGGCGGCUGCAGAGGGAGCGGCCAUGGAAGCGGGCGCCGGGGCCGGCGCGGGAGCCGCGGGCUGGAGCUGCCCGGGCCCAGGACCAACAGUAACCACUUUAGGCUCCUAUGAGGGGUCCGAGGGUUGUGAGAGGAAGAGAGGCCAACGUUGGGGACCCCUGGAACGUCGAGGGAUGCAAGCUAUGGAGGGGGAGGUGUUACUCCCAGCUCUCUAUGAAGAGGAGGAGGAGGAAGAGGAGGAAGAAGAAGUGGAAGAAGAGGAAGAACAAGUGCAGACAGCUGGCAGUGUGGGCUCCCUGUCCGUCAGCAAGCACCGGGGCCUGAGCCUCACGGAGACGGAGCUGGAGGAGCUGAGGGCUCAGGUGCUCCAGCUGGUGGCGGAGCUGGAGGAGACCCGGGAACUGGCAGGGCAGCAUGAGGAUGACUCCUUGGAGCUGCAGGGGCUCCUGGAAGACGAACGGCUAGCCAGUGCCCAGCAGGCAGAGGUGUUCACCAAGCAGAUCCAGCAGCUGCAAGGUGAACUGCAGACUCUACGGGAGGAGAUUUCACUGUUGGAGCAUGAGAAAGAAUCUGAACUUAAGAAAAGAGAACAGGAGUUGCACUUGGCCCAGACUGAGAUUCAGACUCUGCGGCAAGCAGCAGAGGAUGCAACAUCCGAACAUGAGAAUGACAUAGCAUCCCUGCAGGAGGAUUUGUGCCGAAUGCAGACUGAACUCGAUGACAUGGAACGCGUUCGGGGGGAGUAUGAGAUGGAGAUCUCCGCCCUCCGUGCAGAACUGGAGAUGAAGAGCUCUGACCCAUCCAACAAUUUUACUCUCACAGAUAUCACUGAGAUGCAAGAAGAACUGCAGCAGCUGCGGGAACGCUGCCACUUCCUGAACGAGGAGUACCAGGCCUUGCAGGAGAGCAACAGCAGCCUCACAGGGCAGCUUGCGGAUCUGGAGAGUGAGAGAACACGAAGAGCAACAGAAAGGUGGCUGGAAUCCCAUACACUAAGGAAAACGAUGUCUGCAGAGUCUCAGACUUCAGAAAUGGAUUUCCUAGAGCCUAAUCCAGAAACCCAGUUGUUGCGACAGCAGCUGCUGGGAGCUGAGGAGCAGAUGUAUGGCAUGAAGAGCAAGUGUCAGGAAUUGUGUUGUGAGUUGCAAGAGCUACAGCAUCAACGCCGAGUCAGUGAGGAGGAGCAGAGGCGGCUGCAGAGGGAGCUCAAGUGUGCGCAGAAUGAGGUGCUUCGAUUUCAGACCUCCCACAGCGUUGCUCAGAACGAGGAAUUGAAGACCAGGCUCUCCGCCCUUCAGGAAAAGUAUGAUGUUAGCCAGAAUGAACAGAAUGAGCUCCUGAAGGUGAAGCUACAGCUUCAGUCUGAGCUCCGGCAACUCAAAGUCAUGAAACCCACAGUCAUAGAAAGCCGGAAUGAGAAGGAGUUACUGAGCCGGCUCCAGAAGCUGCAGCUCCAGUACGAGAGCAUCGUGUGUGAGAAGGAAAAGCUGAUGGAAGUGCAGCAUGAACUGCAGGAGGACCUGCAGUGCCGUGAGGCCCAGGUGCGACGCCUCCGGGACCUGGAGGCCUGCUUCCAAGAGAGCAAUGAGAAGAAUAAAGAGAUGCACACCCAGCUUCAGGAGAUGAAACAGCUGUACGAAGCCAGCAAGGAUGAACAGGAGUGGCAAAAGCACAUGUACGAUCAGCUCGAGGAGGACUUCCUGCUCUGCCAGCUGGAGCUGAAGCAGCUGAAGGCCAGCCAGCCCCUUCUGGAGAACAGGGAACAAUGUGCUAAUAAGUGUGAUACACUGCUGGCCAGACUGACAGAAUUGCAGGAAAAAUACAAGGCCAGCCAGAAGGAGAUGGGGCAGCUGCAGGUGGAGCAGUGCGAGCUCCUGGAGGAUCAGAGGAGGAUGCAGGAGGAGCAGGGCCAGCUGCAAGAAGAGCUGCACAGGCUCACGUUCCCGCUUCCCAAAUCUGGUCUCUUCCAUAAGAGUCAGGAGCUACUGUCCAAGUUGGAAGACCUAUGUGAACUACAGUUGCUCUACCAAAGCAUGCAGAGUGAACAGAAAAAACUGUUAGAGAAGCAAGAAUUUUUAUUGAAAGAACAAACAGAGCUGCAGGAAGAGCUGCGACUUUUCAAAGAUUCUCAUUUCCGGGAAGUGUUGAAGAAUCCAGAGGAUUCCAAAUCGCGCAAUUCCUCAAAAUGUGGUCAGAGUCAGUCCAAGGAACUCAUCGCCAAGUUGCAGGCCCUGCAGGUGAUGUAUGAUGCCAGUCAGACCGAGCAGGAGCUACUGCAGCAGGAGCAAGGGAGGCUCCUAGAGGAGCGGAAAAGGCUGCAGGUAGACCUGCAGCUCUGCUUGGAAGAAAUGCAGCUGCUCCAAGACCAGUCCCCUGCUAUAAAAAUGAGCCUUGAGUCCUACAAGAAGAGCUACACUAGCACACCUGCCAACAGCGAGACCUGUCACAGGAGUUAUGGAAGCACCAUUGAGGACAACGAGAGCUGUCACAAGUCUUAUGGUAGCACCCUGGGCAGCAAUGAGAGCUUUCUCAAGAGCUAUGGCAGUAGCGUGGGUAGCAGCGAGACUUAUAACAAGAGUUACCGCACCAGCAGUGUCACCUAUAAGAAGAGUUAUGACAGCACCAGUAGCUCUGACACCUAUCACAAGAGUUAUGCCAGCAGCUUUGUUGAUGUUGACCCUGCUGAGCCAGAAGACAUAGAGCACUUUGAGGACAUGGUUGCCAAGGUGUUGAUCAAGCUGCAGGCAGUGCAGGCCAUGUACCAGAUCAGCCAGGAGGAGCAUGACCUGCUGCAACAGCAGAUGAAGUUGUUGCUGGACAAGCAGAAAGAGCUGAAGGAAGAGCUGGAUGCCUGCGAAAAAGAAUUCAAGGAGUGCCUAGAAAGCCUUGGGAAGCCUGUUGCCCCCCAAAACGACAAGAAUGAGAUCAAAGAACUGCAGAGCAGGCUGCGGGAGCUGCAGCUGCAAUACCAGGCUAGCAUGGAUGAGCAGGGGCGGCUCUUGGCAGUACAAGAGCAGCUGGAAGGCCAGCUGCAGUGCUGCCAGGAAGAGCUUCGCCAACUCAAAGAGAAGAAGUCCUCAAUUCCCAGAGAAACCAGGGGAAAGAAUGGCAAUAAGAAUAUGAACAAGAAUGCCAAUGGGGUUAAAAAUAAAAAGUUAACCAUGCCAAGCCCGGACAAGUCUGAGUGCAGCUUUGAGGCGAGAAGUAAGAGUCUAGAGGUGGUGCUGUACUACAAGGCCAGCCAGAAGGAAUUAGACAAGCUAGUGAAAGAGGAGGAAAAGAAAGAAGAAAAGGCAGAGGUGGAGGAAAAGAAAGAGGAAACAAAUGAGGAGCCCUGGGAUGAAGUAGUUCAUGAGCCACCAGAUCGAACAGAAGUUGAAUCAAAUGAAGACCAGGAGGAAGAUUUUGAAGAGUUUCAAGAACAGGAGGGUAAGGAAGAUGAGGGCCAGGACGACGGUUCCCCUGGAACCUCAGAGGAAAACAACCCCCUCAGACUUUCGGAGAGCAGAAAGAACAUGUUUGGGAUGUGGAAGCCGCUGGUGUUCUUGGCUAUUGCAGCCGUGGCUCUGUAUGUGUUACCCAACAUGCGACAGCAGGAGACAGAGUUCUGCCUCCUGGAGUGAUGGCAGACCUGGGCCAGCCAAGGGGGCACAUCCCCAAUUGAGCACGCUCGGCUUUGGGCAGGACACACUGUGCCAGAGCCCCACCCCACCCACAUGUCCCAUGUUUCCCCAUCUCCUCAGCCUCAGACACCAGGCUGGAAAGGCUCAUGGGGGGCUGCUGGUGCCCAUCUCCUGCCUUGUAUAAGAACAUGGGUUCCUUGUAAUUAAAUAUCAACCUAAUUA
Messenger RNA from Choloepus didactylus (southern two-toed sloth), 3908 nucleotides. RefSeq names its product coiled-coil domain containing 136 (gene CCDC136). The record is from RefSeq and is a predicted model, not a curated record. Gene Ontology annotation, cellular component: acrosomal membrane. Gene Ontology annotation, biological process: single fertilization; acrosome assembly. The transcript is spliced from 18 exons. Bases 87 to 3686 code for a protein of 1199 amino acids. NCBI's taxonomy places the organism in Eukaryota, Metazoa, Chordata, Mammalia, Pilosa, Megalonychidae.